Danaus chrysippus (African queen) is the source of this 672-nucleotide messenger RNA. The record is from the annotation of a GenBank genome assembly. Lineage: Eukaryota; Metazoa; Arthropoda; Insecta; Lepidoptera; Nymphalidae.
AUGGAGACUGAAACCAUAAAGGAAGUUGGCAAAAUAUGUAUCCCGGGAAUGAGAUUAAGUUCAUCAGACAAAGGACAUUUAUCCGGACCAGGAACUUAUGAAUUAAAAGGUUACAUCUAUUCAAUGUUGACUGGAGUCUUAAAAACCGAAGAAGAUGAAGAAAGGAAGGCUACAAAAAUAUGCGUGGUUAGUCCAAGGACACCAAGUGUAUUGCCAGUAACAGGGGAUAUUGUAACAGCUAAAGUAACUGUAGUUAAUUCAAGACAAGUCAAUUGUAUCAUACUCUGCGUAGGUCCAUCGCCACUGGUCAGGCCUUAUAGAGGAAUACUAAAAAAGGAAGAUAUAAAAUUCACAGAUAAAGAUAGAAUAGAUCCAUAUAAAUGUUUCAGACCUGGUGACAUCAUAUUAGCAAGAGUUUUGCCCAUGACUGAAAUACAUUGGUAUCAUCUGUCUACUGCUGAAAAUGAACUUGGAGUGGUGAUAGCAACUGCCGAAGGUUCGCCUCAAGGAAUAAGUAUGGUGCCCAUAAGCUGGUCGGAAAUGCAAUGUCCGAAAACUCUGGCUAAAGAACCUAGAAAAGUGGCCAGAGUUAUACCGGAAAAUAUAAAUCAAGCUCUAUUUCCAGUGGAUUCAAAGGAACCACAGAAACAAAAUGGUGUCGGAAAUAAAUAG